Messenger RNA from Puccinia triticina, 3168 nucleotides. RefSeq lists its product as uncharacterized. Gene Ontology annotation, biological process: ERAD pathway. Gene Ontology annotation, molecular function: protein binding. The transcript is spliced from 7 exons. Gene Ontology annotation, cellular component: endoplasmic reticulum membrane. The record is from RefSeq and is a predicted model, not a curated record. The coding region runs from base 1 to 3168 and encodes 1055 amino acids. Lineage: Eukaryota; Fungi; Basidiomycota; Pucciniomycetes; Pucciniales; Pucciniaceae.
AUGUAUCGUUUCAAACCAAUCAUCAUCUAUACACUUCUCGUUUUCGUCGGAUUGAUCAUUAUUAUCAGCUCGACUGUUGCACAUGAUCAGGAUUCACUUUCGGAGCCGACAGUUUCCCAAGACCAAGUCCCGCUGCAAUCUAGCCAAUCAAAACCACAGGACUCCUCCAACUCGGAAUUGUCAUCAUCAGGGAGAAACCGAGAACAGGAAGGUAUCGCAUUAUAUAACCGAGCCCUACGCCUCUUGAACCAUGUUGAAUCUCACUCAAAUCUAGUCCCGCCUCGCACCUCGCUUCAUCCGCCUCUAUCAAUUCUUUCACCGUCCUCUUAUGCACCCCUCCUCGAAGAUAUCCCAUGGCUCAACCGAGGUGUUUUUUCAUUCUUGUUGAAAUUACUGCGCAAACCACUCGAUUCAUCAAGCGAAGAUGCCGACAAUCCCACCAGAAGGGACCCCAAAAAGCCAGCCUUACUCCUCGUACUCGGGUUUCCCAAGAGGAUUUUUGAUCGCUUUGGACGUACCUCAGCUCGCAUCACGAAAAAUGGGAUGAAGUCGAGUUCAGCGAAAAUUCUGGGUCAGAAAGAGGCCGAAGAGGCCACUUUUCGAGCCAUUGAACACUUGAACAAGUCGGCUUUUGAGUACGGGAAUUUGGAUGCCGGUAUGACUUUGGGUAACAUCUGGUUAUGGGGCGGAAAUCCUCCUAGUGUAAUACAACGAGAUCCUCGCAAAGCAAUGGACGCUUUUGAAUGGGUUGCCAACCUCUCCGGAAACGCAACUGCUCAAGCAAACCUCGCCUUUCUAUAUGCCACUGGCUUUGGAGGCGCACUUGGACAAAAUCUCACCCACGUGGGCGAUCAGAGUAAAGCUUUACUCUAUUACACCUUUGGUGCUCUCGGUGGAGAUUAUGCUGCCGAAAUGGCACUUGGCUACCGUCAUUGGGUUGGGAUCGGCACUCCACAGAGCUGCCAAGAAGCACUACCCUUUUAUAAGAGUGCAGCUGAAAAAUCUAUGCGCACUUUUAAUGCUGGACCACCCGGUGGCCGACACAUGCCACCUACCAAGGUACGACUCUCGGAUCACGAUGGCGGGGUUUAUGGCCCGGGUGCUUCUGUCGCCUCUUCGGGCAAUAACAAAAAUCAGCAUUCGCCUCAGCAGCCCUCCACUCUCCAAGCUUGGAAUGACGUUCUAGAGUUUUAUCAGUUUCACGCCGACCGCGGAGAUGCGACGUUUAUGUUCCGUCUCGCACGAAUAUAUUAUUACGGUUUCGGCAGUGCUGGUGAUAGCAUUCAAGAUUUUGCUUUGACGAACGGGCGUAAUUAUUUGAAAUCCUUUAAAUGGUUUAAUCGAAUCGUUCGUGCUGUAUGGCCCCGUGAUCCAGAAGCAGCCACAUCCCCCAAUGGACAUGCAUACCAGAACAAGCAAGGCCAAUGGCAGACACCAACAGUUGGCACUUACGAUGCAAAUAAGGAUCCCAAACAGCCCGUAGACGAAACGCAUUUGGUUGCCGCCGGACUCUCUGCAGGCUACUUGGGUCGGAUAUACUUACGGGGAGAAGGUGUCCCACGUAACAAUGCCAAAGCAUUCCUUUGGUUCAGUCGAGGCGUAACUCAAGGUGAUCGCGAAUCUCACAACGGGCUCGGAAUCAUGUACCGCGAUGGAUUGGGCGUGCGACGAAACCUUGAAAAAGCUUUGGAAUAUUUCCAAACAGCCUCCGAUGCCGAACUUGCUGACGCAAAUGUGAAUCUUGGAAAAUACUACAUGGGUGUAGAUCCAUUGAGCGCCAUUCCUUACUUCGAUAAUGCCAUAAAGAAUGGCGAUACUUAUCAAUCCUACUACUACCUGGCCGAAAUCAACGCUUUGAAUGCGGGUCAGACCAGCAAGCCCGAGUUCUGCCCGAUUGCGGUUGCGUUUUACAAGCGAGUGGCCGAGCGGGGUGAUUGGUUUGAAGAGGUUUUCUGGAAGGCUGAAAAGGCGUGGGCCGAUGGUGACGAGGUUACCGCGUUGCUUGGGUUCUUGAUGAUGGCUGAACGCGGUUAUGAAGUAGCUCAAAACAAUGUCGCCUACAUCUUGGACCGUCACAAGAAACGACUUCGAUUACCUAAGGAACAAAUUUCGGGUAACGCAACAGAUCGACUGGCACUUACCUACUGGACACGUUCCGCUGCUCAAGAUAAUAUCGACGCCUUGGUCAAGAUGGGAGAUUAUUACUUGGAUGGAUUUGGGACUUCGAGUGGACAGCCACAGCCAGAAAAGGCGGCGGCUUGCUAUCAAACUGCCACUAACACUCAUCUGAGUGCGAUGGCGAUGUGGAACUUGGGUUGGAUGCACGAGAACGGGAUCGGAGUUUCGCAGGACUAUCACCUGGCCAAACGAUUUUACGACCUAGCUUUGGAGACCAACUCGGAAGCCUCCUUUCCGGUUGCCCUGGCUCUAAUGAAGCUCUAUAUGCGCUCGGUAUGGGACUACGUUAUCCAUGGUGAUUCCAAGUAUCUCUUAGUAUUUACAUCCGCAAGCGAUGAGCAGAGCGGUUCAGGAUGGUGGAGCUUGCGUCGACUGCGAGACGAAUUGACUCGAAGAUGGUUGGGCAUCUCACCACCUCCAGGGGCCAACCCGGCUGACGAAGCAGAGGUGAACGUCCCAGUCGAUGGUGAAGGGGCUGGUUUUGAUGCCGCGGCGACGCAAAGGGCCCUCGAACAGGAUGAAGACCCAGUGGAAUGGGCCCGCAAUGCCAGAGAACGAGACCGGAUGCUGGGCGAAGGAGAGGAGGAGGAUGACCUGUUUCUGGCAGGCAAUACCGGUGAUGAUUUUCUGGAAACAGCUGGGAUUCUAUUCCUGUGCUUAGGCCUGGGUGCGUUCGUGUUUUUCCGUCAGCAAAGAGAGCAGGCCAACAUUCGAGCAGAAGCCGAACAAGCACACGCUGAAUUGGAUGAGGCACUUGGAGAGCUUAUCCAACCUCAAGCAGCCGUCGUCCCUCCAGCCAAUGACACCAACGAUCCUACUCCACCAGACGAUUUGGCUGACUUGGCAGCACAGAUACGAACAGCAGCCGAGAUCGCUGGUGCCGAUGGGGAGACAAAUGAACAGAGGGAAGGGGAGCUGGAAAAUCGAAAUGCUCAGAUUGAAGACGGAUUGAGGAGGAGGACGAGAACGGAUGAAGAAGAGGCAAAUUAG